AUGACCACCACGUCGCCUGCCACGUCGGCGCUGCACAAAGACAAUUCGACGCCGCCAAAGGUCUCUGCAGCGCCAAAACACGACUACAAGGGGUUUGUCGCUGGCGUGUUUUCAGGCGUGGCGAAACUAAGUGAGUCUAAUCGGGAUACUCGCAGAUUCGACACGAUCAAAGUCCGGCUCCAAACAAGCAAAAAUGCCCAAUUCAAGGGCCCACUUGAUUGCGUUUUGCAGACUGUUCGCAAAGAGGGAUUACGGGGUUUUUACAAGGGCGCCACCCCCCCGCUGGUCGGGUGGAUGAUGAUGGACUCGGUAAUGCUAGGUUCUCUCACGCUCUAUCGGCGUCUGCUCCUCGAAAAUGUGUUUUCGAUCCCCCGCGUACGGGAGGUCAUUCCGUUCGCCAAGGGCUCGAAUCUCGACACGCUGCCCAGCGUUGGACAUGGUAUUGCAGGAAUAUUGGCUGGAUGCACGGUUAGCUUUAUCGCAGCUCCCGUCGAACACGUCAAGGCCCGGUUGCAGAUCCAGUACGCUGCAGAUAAGAAGCAACGGAUGUACAGCGGACCUAUUGACUGCAGUAAGAAGAUUGUUAGUAUACCCCCCCGGGUCAAAGUCCUCGACACUGUACUGAUUUGUAUUAUCUUCCAGCUCCGAAGCCAUGGAAUCGCCGGCCUAUUUCGCGGACUCUGUGCCACACUUUUGUUUCGGUCGUUUUUCUUCUUCUGGUGGGGCUCUUAUGAUGUGAUAUCACGGAUCAUGAGAGAGAAAACAAGCCUUUCAGCGCCAGCAAUCAACUUUUGGGCCGGCGGUAUUUCAGCGCAGAUUUUCUGGAUCACCUCGUACCCUUCGGACGUGGUCAAGAACCGACUCAUGACCGAUCCGCUCGGAGGAGCCCACGGCGACGGUGAACGGCGAUUCCGGCGGUGGAAGGAUGCUGCCAUCGCCGUGGGCCGAGAGAGAGGAUGGAAGGGAUACUGGCGAGGGUUUUUGCCCUGCUUUUUGCGUGCAUUUCCGGCGAAUGCGAUGGCGCUUGUUGCUUUUGAGGGCGUUAUGAGAUGGCUGCCAUAG
Molecule: messenger RNA, 1062 nt
Organism: Talaromyces rugulosus
Lineage: Eukaryota; Fungi; Ascomycota; Eurotiomycetes; Eurotiales; Trichocomaceae
Exons: 3
Coding region: 1-1062 (353 amino acids)
Biological process (GO): transport
Molecular function (GO): transmembrane transporter activity
Source: RefSeq, a predicted model, not a curated record